AUGUUCCUAGCCUCCCUCGGUGGUCCGUACCGAACUCCAGACGGGCCACUGCUAAGCGCGUGGAUUUUUAAUGUUAGUACCUUCGUGCACUUACAUCUUAAAGCAUACACCGACAUACAGACAACUGAGCUCAACUACAGUGAACUGAACAAGUGGAAUCUAGACAGCUCUGUUCUGGGGUUUUACGAGGACCUGUUGAAAGAUAAGGUGGAGACAAAGGGGAAUAUAUAUCAUGUUUUGCAGCCCAAAACUGUGGUCACCUCCCAUGACCGAGGUUCCAAACCCUCAGAAAUUACAUCCAUACGAGCUAACAGGAGACGACCAACGUACUCUGCAAAAUGCCUUAAGGCUGCAACGGAUGAAGAAUCCAUGGGGUCAUCGAGUGACACCAGCGACGAAACGGCAACCGCGAAGGACAUACGUCAGAACAAGAUUCUACAAUACAGGAAGGCUUUGACUAAAAUUGUGAAGGUGAAAACUGCAAUUUUUCACGAAAAGGUUCGAGUUACGUGUAGUAAGGACGGAAAAUGUAUACAAUGGUACAAGGUGAAAGCCUCAGAAGAUGAUGAAAACAAAAGGCAACUCAUUGGCACUCUUCCUGUUUCCAAAAUAACAAACUUCAAGACGAAAGUCGACAACCUGAGGUACCUGGAAAUUUCAGCAGAUUGUGCCUGUUCUUGGCUACAAGGUGCCAUUUGCCAACAUCUAAAGUGA
Molecule: messenger RNA, 714 nt
Organism: Babesia ovata
Lineage: Eukaryota; Apicomplexa; Aconoidasida; Piroplasmida; Babesiidae
Exons: 4
Coding region: 1-714 (237 amino acids)
Source: RefSeq, a predicted model, not a curated record